Helianthus annuus (common sunflower) is the source of this 1275-nucleotide messenger RNA. RefSeq lists its product as uncharacterized. The coding region runs from base 182 to 748 and encodes 188 amino acids. NCBI's taxonomy places the organism in Eukaryota, Viridiplantae, Streptophyta, Magnoliopsida, Asterales, Asteraceae. The record is from RefSeq and is a predicted model, not a curated record. The transcript is spliced from 3 exons.
UGGAAGAUAAAAGUAUGCAAGGACAAAGCUCCAAAAAACGUAUGAAUGCUUAUGAAAAGAGUAGAAUGUCAAGGAUUCAAGAGAACCAAAAAAAUUACAAGCUUUGGGAUUGAAAAAUAUUGCUAAAUCUUUGACAAGUCUAGCAGAGAGUGACAAAACAAAGAAAAAGAAAAACAAAUCAAUGGAUACCAGCAAGAAAGAUAUAGAUGUAGAGUAUAUGCCUGGUUCUGAUAUUGAUGUUGAGCAAGAUUAUCAAGAAGCUGCUACAAAAAUCUCUAAAAAGUCCCUGAAAAGAUAUACUAAUUUAGCACAGAAACGAUUCAUUGCUCCGACUGUCUCCUGUGUGCUAACAUCUUCAGAAUCUCAUAUGAAAAAGGGACAAGUAAUUGAUACAAGUGGGAGAUCAACUCUAGCUAAGAGAAAGUUAUCUGCAGUUGACAACGAUGAUGACCACGGGGAGCGUGACAUGAGAUUUCAUGAUAUCAAUGAAGAACAAGAUGAUGUUGAAUUUGAUGAUAUUGAAGAUAUAGAUAUGAAUGAAGCUUAUGAAGAACAAGAUAGUUUUAAAGAUGAUGGACGUAAAGACAUGGAACAUUUAGAACAAGUGAAUGAUUUAGAAAAUCAGAACGAUGAACUGGUUGAAAAAGAAUGUGGAGUUCCAGAAAAUGAAGAAGAGCAUGAAGGUUCACAACAAGAAAAUGAAGCAGGUUUAAUCUAUCUACUUGAUUGCUUCAUUUUUUUUUGUUAAAUCAUAUAUUUAGUAUUUUUAAUGUAUAUAUGUACAGCAUGUUCACUUUUUGUAGUUUAGAAUUACGUAAAAGAGUGAGAGGACCAACGCGUAUGCCAAAGGUUUGGGCCCAAGAAAAAGGGGAUAGAAUUCCUAUUUUAGUUAAUGAACACGGACAACCUAUUAAUGACAAAAAUAGUCAACUGACCCAUUUCAUGGGAACCCUUUCAAGGAGUGGAAAGUAUUGUCCGAUUUAUAAACCAUGGAAUAAAGUUAAGGCCGCCAAAAAAGAAGCGUUGCUUGCGCUCUUAAAGGUACAUAAUUAAAAAUAUGUAUGUUAAUGACUUAAGUAUUUGUUUUCUCAUGUAACCUGUUUCAUUUUUAGACAAAAUUUGAUAUUCCUGAAGUUGCUAAAGGCUGGAUAUUGCAAUCAUUUGGGCGGAAGGUGAGGAACUGGAGGGAAAGAGUUAAGGAACUAUACCAUGAUCCAUCUUUGUCACUGAAGGAACAAAUAAGUUCUAGGCCAAAACAAGUGCAAAAAAAAAAAA